AUGUCUCGUCAUAUGCAGACCCGUGUUUUCCUACCUGCUUCUAUCCUCAAUUAUAUUCCUGAUGGAGCUGAACCCCGGAUCGACAUUAACCUCCUCCUAAGUCAAGCUACAAACACUGAAAUCGUCAAAGUCAUCUUAGCAUUUUAUCCUCAUUUUCAAUUUACGCAAGCUGCGCAAGAAGAUCGCGAGCUUCUUCGGAUGAUAUUCAUUGAAAUGGUAGCCGGAAAUCUCAGACAUUUAGCUAUUCCAUCCCAGCUCGAUCUAAACUACUGCGAAAUUCCCCUCAGAGGACCCAUCUUUGCAACUCAAGAAUCUCCAAAACUUGCAGCCUCAAGUGCUGAUAUUGAUUUUGAUCGCACUGAACGAUUCACCCGCUCUAUUCUUGGAUAUCUGACGAUCGGCAAAUACCGCCUUGCGGGCAAAAGUCUCAUCAAAUUCGUCAAGGACUUCAAAUUUUUAAAUCAAGGUGAGAUUGACGAGAUUGAGGGCGCUCAUGCUCAUGCCGAAGAUGCUGUCCACAAUAGUCUCGUCUACCUCCAAAAAGGCCAGAGUUCGAUCGAACACAUUCAGCUUCUAUUACGCCAAUCCGAUGUCUCACAAAAAGAGCGCGCAGAGCUUGACGAGAAGCUCAGAAGUUCUAUAACUGCAUUAAGGUCGAAACAAAAGACGUUUGAUUGCGCUCUUGAAGAUGUUGCAUUCCUUCGGGCCUUGGCAGAUUAUCAUUGGGACAUUUUGCAAAAACAUCAAUCAGCCCCCCCGGAACCUUCUUCAGCUUCGGAUGAAGAACAAGGUUCCGCUCAACCUGGAAAGGCUUGA
Molecule: messenger RNA, 816 nt
Organism: Melampsora larici-populina 98AG31
Lineage: Eukaryota; Fungi; Basidiomycota; Pucciniomycetes; Pucciniales; Melampsoraceae
Exons: 2
Coding region: 1-816 (271 amino acids)
Source: RefSeq, a predicted model, not a curated record